This is a messenger RNA of Trichomonas vaginalis G3, 7017 nucleotides long. Its product is annotated as SEL-1-like protein family. Gene Ontology annotation, molecular function: ATP binding; protein binding; protein kinase activity. Bases 1 to 7017 code for a protein of 2338 amino acids. Gene Ontology annotation, biological process: protein phosphorylation. NCBI's taxonomy places the organism in Eukaryota, Parabasalia, Trichomonadida, Trichomonadidae. The transcript has a single exon. The record is from RefSeq and is a predicted model, not a curated record.
AUGAAGCCGAAGAAAACAGAUAAAGUAGGCGUGAUUAAAGAUCUAAAAACGAAUUAUUUUUAUGUUAUUAAAUUAAUUGAUACGAAUUUCGAAAAUGAUGAACGAAGACAACAAUUAUUUUCUCUCGUAGAUGUAUAUAAUCAAAUAAAAUUUGCAUGUUUACCAGAAAUAAUUAUAAAAUUUGAUCCAAAAGCUAAUCAAAUUCAUACACUAACAAGGUACUAUCAUCAUGGAUCUCUUCAAAACUUAAUCGAUGCCAAUCAAAUUGAUCAACUUACAUUAGAAGAGAAAAUGGAAAUCAUAUUUUCCGUUACUGCAGCAACUCACGCACUUCAUGCAAAUAAUAUUAUUCAUUCCAACAUAAAACCUACAAAUAUAUUGUUUGAUCACUCAAAUACUCCGAUUUUAUGUGAUAUUAAUUUCAUUGCACAAUUAAAUACGGAAAAUACUAUUCAAUCAGGCGUUUCUAUGCAUGAUGAUAUAUUAUCUUUGCAGAAAAUAUAUAAAAUCUUGCUCAAAAAUUCAGAAGUUUACAAAACGAUAAGCGUUAAUAAUUUUAUUGAGUCAUGUUGUAAUGAAGAAAUUACGACGUUCCAAAUUUUAGAAAAUAUGAUACAAAAUAACUUUUUCAUGGAAACUGUCAAUAAUACAUUUAUUGAGAAAUUAUUCAAUAAUUUAUACCCGAGUUUUAUAGGCAUAGAUACAAAUAUUUCAAUAGACAUUUCCGAUACCAUUAUAGAUCAUAAUAAUCCAGAAAUAUGCCUAGCUUAUGCAUCAAAAUUUUGGUCUGAAAUAUCCAAUAGUCAUUCUUUCUCAAAAUCAAUUGAGUUACUUAAUGAAAGUAGCAAUAAUCCCUUCUCGGCAUUUAACCUUGCUAAAAUAUACCUUUCAGGAUCAGUUGAGAAAUUAAAUAUCGAAAAGUCGUUUGACUUAUUGAAAUAUGCAUCCAAUCAAGGAUUAAAACAAGCUGAUCUUGAACUUGCCAAGUUAUUACUACGAGGAUACCAAAAUAAUACAGUUGGCAGUAUUUUGAAUUUGUUGUCUUCAGCUGCUGAUGCAGAUAUCCCAGAAGCUAACUUUAUAUUAUCGCAGAUCUAUGAAAAAGGUAUUUCUGUUGAAAAAAACUCUGAAAUGGCAAUGAAAUAUUUGAGAUUGUCUGCAAACCAAGGAAACAUUGAUGCAAUGUUUAGAUAUGGAACUAUGCUAAGAGAAGGUCAUGGAAUCGCCCAAAAUCUUCAAGAAGCAGCUCAAAUUUUCCAAGAUGCAGCUGAAAGAGGCGACGUUCAAGCCAAAAACAAGUUUGGACUCUUCCUAAGAAACGGAAUUGGUGUGAAGAGAGACUAUAUCAAAGCUGCAAGUUUAUUCAAACAAGCUGCAGACCAGAAUUACGCAGAAGCACAAAACAAUUAUGGAGUCAUGAUAAAACUUGGAGAAGGAGUUCCCAAAAACUCGAAAAUUUCUGCGAAAUUUGUUGAAAAAGCAGCAAAUCAAGGUUGUCCAGCAGCUCAAAACAAUUAUGGAUGGAUGCUAAAGGUUGGCUAUGGUGUAGAAAAGUCUCUACCUAAAUCAUCUCUCUUCUUCAAACUCAGUUCAGAAGGAGGAAGUAAAUAUGGCCAAAAUAAUUACGGUUUGGCACUUUUAUUCGGUUAUGGAAUCAAGAAGAAUGAAAAGCUUGCUGUUCAAUACUUCCAUGACAGUGCUAAACAAGGUGAUAAAUAUGGCUGUCUCAAUUACGGACUUUGUCUCUAUGAAGGAAUUGGUUGUUUGCAAAAUGAAAUUGAAGGAAUGAAAUACAUCAGAAAAAGUGCAGAUUUAGGAGUUGUCAACGCUAUGUUUCUUUUUGCAAAUAUCUGUAAAGAUGGUAUAGGUGUUGAGAAUGACUAUAAGCUCGCAUGCCAAUACUACAAGAAAGCUGCAGAUAUAGGACAUGAAGAUGCAAAAUUUUGUUAUGGUUUGUUACUUAAAAAAGGAAAAGGUUGCGAAAAAAGUGAUGCUGAAGCUGAUAAAUAUUUAAGCAUUGAUAUCACAGAUGACAGUAGAUACUUCCAUAUCGAGAAAAGAAAAUCAAAUAAAUUGGAAAUGGCAAGAGAAAGUGACAUUUUCAGUUCAUUUAUUUCUGACAACGGUUGUUGCGGUUUGGAUUUGGAUGUAGAAGAAUGUUUAAACGAAUUCAAUCUAUCUAUCGAAACAGAGAAAUAUAUCAAAGAAGCUGCUGAUAAAGGAAAUAGCGAUGCCCAAUUAGAAAUGGCCAAAAUCACAAAAGAUGACAAAGAAAAAGAAAAUUAUUUAGAAAAGGCAGCAAAAAAUGGAAAUACUGAAGCAAAAAUCGCUUGUGAUAUAUUAAAUACUGCUAAGAAACAAAGAGUCAAGAAGAUUAGAAGAAUUAAAACAAAAGUUCCACUGUCAAAACUCAAUUUCAACUCAAAAUCAAAUGGAGAUCUUGAUUUCACUGAUUUAUUAAAUCAAGAAAAAUUGGAUGAUGCAAAAAAUCAUCAAUUUUUUGAUUACGAGUAUUUCUAUGAAGAAGAAGAUUAUGAUGUGAUCAAUGAUAAUGAUGUUGAUUCACUAAUGAAUGGAAGUGAAUUAGGUCUUCCUGAAGCAAAUUAUCAGUUAGGUUUGUUGUAUAAAAAAGGAGAAAAAGUUGAAAAAGAUGAACAAAAAGCCGACGAAGAAUUCAAGAAAGCUGCUGAUAAAGGACAUGUUGAUGCAAUGCAUAAGCAUGCAAAGAUUUUAUUAGAAAAUGAAAAUGAAAGCGAAGCUGAAAAAUACUUUUUGAAGGCUGCUGAAAAUGGAAAUGAAAAAAGUGCCAUUGAAUUGUCAAAAAUUGCAAAUGAUGAUGCAACUAAAGAGAAAUCUGCUGAUAUCAUCAAAGACAUGUGCACAAGAUGCAAUAAUGCAGAACUUUAUUAUAGAUAUGCUGUGAUUUUAAGAGAUGGAAUUGGAAUUCAAAUUGAUUUGCAAAAAUCAAGCCAUUAUUUCUUAUUAGCAGCUAAAAUGGAAUAUUUAGAUAGUGGUUAUCAACAUGGUUUACUAAUUAUCAAUGAAAACAAAAUAAAAUUUUCGAUGGAAGAAUCUAAAAAUUUUAUUUUGGAAGCAAUGUCGAAAUAUCAAACAGAUUUCUCUGUAUAUCUGUUAGGACUUUGCUUGUUAACAGGUAUUGGAUUCACCAAAGAUAAAUCUCAUGCAAUUUCUCUCUUAAAUCAAUCUCAAAGAUUGUCUGCAAAAGAAAUUGUCACUUUUUAUAACAACAAAGACAAAAAAUGUUAUGAAAGAGCUGUAGAAUAUCUUGCAGAAGCCGGAUGCAUUGAAGCAAUGAACAAAUUAGCACUUCAAAAGAAAGAAAACCAAGAAAUUAAUGAUUAUGUAGAUCUUGUCAAAACCGCCGCUGAUUUUGACAAUCCACAAAGUCAGUUUGAAUAUGGAACGUGUUUAUUCGAAGGCAGAGGUAUCGAACAGAAUAUUAGACAAGGAAAGAACUUGAUUGAAAAAGCAGCUGUCGCUGGAAACCCUGAUGCUCAAUUUUACAUCGCAAAAGAAUUAGAAAAAGGUGACAAAAUUGAACAAGAUCUGGAGAAAGCCGCCGAGUAUUAUGGAGAAGCUGCUGAGAACGACCAUUCUGGAGCUCUUUGUAGGCUCGCUAUGAUAAAUAUUAACGAAACUGCACCAAACUCUGAUAAAUCUCAAGGAUAUGAGAUGCUAAAGGCAGCAGCCGAAGCAGGAAACCCUGAAGCAGUUGAAAUAUUCAAGGAAAUCGAUGAUGAAGAUGUCAUUUUACCUGAUUUGACAACAAAUAAUAAUUCAAAUCUUAGCGAUAACGAAUUCCCUGAAGUUGCAAGUGGUAUCAAUGUUCUUGAUUUAGUAUCUCAGAAGAUGAGUGAUACAACUCCUUUGGUUCAAAGAGAAAAAUUAAUUUGGAAGAAAUCUAAACCAAGUCAAGAAGUAGAAAUUCUAAGUUUUGGUUCUGAUGAUGAGCAAUCUACAUCUCCUGUCGGUUCUCCUAAAGGAUUCAUCAAGCCAAGCAUCAGUUACGGAAGUAUCGCAAACAAGAUCAAAUUGAUACAAGAAAAGAUGAAUACUGUGGAACAAAAGCAAGAUGAGCAAUCAAAAAUCGUUGAGAAUGAAGAAAUCGAAGAAGAUCAAAAUUCUCAAUUUGCAAAACAAGAAAAAUCCAAAGAAAUGAAUCAAAACCCGUCAAUCAUUAGUCAAAGCGAUAGCGGUUUACCUGAAAAUCCUCAAAUUGAGGAAAAAUUAGAUCAAAUUAUAACAACAAAAGAGUAUAUUGCUGAUGAUACGCAUGUGAUUGUCCAUUCUACGUCUAUACCUUCACCUUCAAAGCAAAAUGAGAACCUAAUUACUGUAAUUGAAGAUGAAAUUGAUUUAGAUACUGCUUCUAAAGGAAAAGAACCUGAUGUCGAUCCAUAUUUCGUUGGAAAAAUAGAUAUUGAAGAAAAAUCUGAUGCUGAUGACAAGAAAUUACUUGAUGAAAAUCAAGUUCUGGAACUAGAUCUCAAAACUGACUCUGAUUCACCGAAAGGAAGCACUAAUUCACCAUCUGUCAACCUUCUUGAUGAAAAUCAAGUUCAACCAUUAGAUCUCAAAUUAAAAUCAGAUUCUUAUGAUUCCUUAGCUGUAAAAAUCGGAACAAGUGGAUUGAAUGAAGAAGAAAGUGCCGAAUUAAGCUAUUUGGGCGAAAAAGAUGUUGAAAAUCCAGAAGAAGAUUUCAAUUAUCUCCAAGAAAAAGAUGUUUUGCCUAUUUCUUCACAGAGAAAAGCUUUAACUCCUUCUCCAAAGCACAGUCAAACAAAGGAGCAUCAUUUCCAUACACCUCACAAUAAAUUUAACAGAAAAUUUUCCAUUUUCAGUCCAACAAACAGGUUUUAUGAGCAAAAGAGGCCUUCAAACAUCGAAAUCCCUAUGGAACAACCUGAAUCUUCAUCAUCUUUUGCCUUUACCCCAUCUCCGAUUUCCAAAUCUGAUUCCGUGAAAUUCUCUCCUGAAGUAACAACUAAAGCAAAAUCUCCUAAAUUUACAACUCCCACUAAUUCUCCAAAUUCAACUCUCAAAGUUUUAUCUGAUGACAUUUUAGUGUCAGAAAAUAGUUUUGCGAGUGAUUCUCCGACCAAAUCACCUAAAGAACCAGAGAUCUUAGAUAUUGGUGAUACGAAGAAGCAUCACCAUCGUCAUAGAUCUUCUAAAAGUGAAUCGAAUUCUGUCAAAUCUCCUUCAAUUUUGAAAUCUCCAAAGAGAUCUGUCGCUUCAACAAAAAGUGACAUUUCUCCAAAGAAAGUUUCAAUUCAAACGAGUUUUGAUAGCGAAUCUACUUUUGAUAGUGAAGAAAUAAAGUAUUCUCCUAAGAAUCUUUCACCAAAGAUUUCAAGUUUAGGCAAAGAAGAUGAUUCUUCAUCGAAGAAGAGGAAGAAACAUCACAAGAAGACGAAUUCUUUGUUAGAAAUCGCUGGGAAAGAGAAAGAUCUUUCUCCACAAGCACAAAGAAUCAUUGAUGGAAUGAAGAAGUCGAGAUUUAUCAUAACUCCUGAAAUUGAUUUGGAAGAAAUAGAAAGAACAUCUCAAAAAGAUGACGACAAUUUCAUUGACGAUCCAUACAGCAAUCAAACAGCGAAUGAAUUCAUUGAUUCAAUCUCUGUUGCAUCAAAAAGAUUGGCAAGCGAAGGAGAUUCCGAUGAACAACUUAAAUACGCCUUGUAUUUAUUAGGAACGUGUUCAACAGAAGAAAACCAGCCAGAUAAAUACGAAGAAGCAAUGAAGAAUCUCGAGAAAAGCUCAAAAUCUCAAAACCCUUCUGAUGUUUUUCUUUAUAAUCAAUUCAGAGAUCGUAAAUCAAAAAGUGACACACAACGGUUAAUGUCAGAUACAUGUUUACAUUUUAAGAGGCUUGCUGAACAAGGCGAUGCAUCCGCCAUGUAUGUUUAUGCUUUGAUGUUGCGAUCUGGAUUUGGCGUCAAACAAGAUUUGCCACUUUCUGUCACUUGGUUCAAAGCAGCAGGAAAACGAGGACAUGCAGGAGGAAAUUACAACGCAGGAUUAAUGAUUAGACACGGAAUCGGACAUCCUUCGAAUCCUUCACAUGCUGCUUAUUAUUAUAAACAAGCUGCUGACGCCAAAUAUGCAAAGGCUGCUUUUAAUUUGGGCCUUUUGUAUUUGAAAGGUCAAGGAGUAACAAAAAGUAAUGAAAAUGCAGCAGUUUAUUUCAAAAUUGCUGCUGAUAAAGGUGACAGUGCUUCACAGGCAAAUUAUGGUUUGAUGCUUAAGAACGGAUACGGUGUUCACAAAGAUAUCGAAAGAGCACAAAAAUAUUUCGAACUUUCCGCAAAACAAAAUGAUCCUGUCGGAUUGAAUAAUUUAGGUUUGGUUUUAAUGGAAAAAGGUGACAAAGAAAAUGCCACACUUUUAUUCAAAAAGUCUGCUGAUUUAGGAAAUAUUAAAGCGAUGUAUAACUAUGGAUUAUCUAGGAUAAAUGACGAUCCUAUGGAGAGCGCAAGAUAUUUCCAGAUGAGUGCAGAAAAAGGAAAUUCCGACAGCCAAUUAAAACUCGGAAUGAUGUUAAGAAGCGGAGAUGUUUUGCCACAAGAUUUGAUAACUGCAUUACAUUAUAUUGUUUUGUCUGCUAAACAAGGCAAUGUUAAUGCAAUGUGUGUCUUGGGAAGAAUGCUUAAACAAGGUGAAGGAACAACAAAGAAUCCAACUUUGGCUGCAAAAUACUUUUUGUUUGCUGCAAAACAUGGAAAUAAUAUUGCGAUGUUAAACUACGGUCUGAUGUUGAAAGAUGGAACAGGAGUUGAUCAAAACAUCGAAGAAUCAGUGAAAUUCAUUAAAAUGUCGGCAGAUUCAGGAAACGCUGAAGCUCAAUGUUAUUACGCAACAAUGUUAUCGAAUGGAAAGAAUAUCGAAAAGAACAGAGAAAUGGCUAUAAAUUACUUUAAAUUGGCAGCACAACAAGACUUCUCUCCAGCAAAGAAAUGUUUAGAACGUCUUCAGAAACCAAAGAGGAAACAUUAA